Molecule: messenger RNA, 1407 nt
Organism: Bursaphelenchus okinawaensis
Lineage: Eukaryota; Metazoa; Nematoda; Chromadorea; Rhabditida; Aphelenchoididae
Source: the annotation of a GenBank genome assembly
AUGAAAAAAUUGACAACUGUCCCAUUUCAUGGUAUUAAACCGGGGACAAAGGAACCGGAAAUUUUGUUUACAGUGUGGUUUUCAGUGCAGUAUAUAAGUGGAAGGCAUGGUGAGGUUUGGUAUCCAGUGCUUCGGUUCACAUCGACAGGUAAGAGCCUUGUUUUUACUUUUUUUGGCUUGUUUUAGCUGUUACAGAGGGUUUUGAGGACUUUUGGACCAAAUGCCAUGUGAAGAUGACAUUGAUUUUCCAUUCUUAAAAAAAAUUUUUUAAAUUAAAAAAAAAUUUUUUUUUGAAAUUUAAAAAAUUUUUGAAAAUUUGAAAUUUUAAAAAUUUUAGUCAUGGGCAAGCUCGGAGUACAAAUCACUGCAGCCAUUUCGGCCUCAAUGGUCCUAUUCAGCAUCGUAUCAGCCAUCUACAUCUUCAAUGACAUCAACUCUUUGUACGAUGAGAUCAUGGACGAUAUGGUCGAGUUCAAAACUCACGCCGACGGUGCCUGGACUAAGAUGAUCAUGGCCAGAAGACAAUUCCAACCAACCUUCGACCAACUCAUCGGCCGUCACAAGCGUCAAUACGAUGCUGCUUCGUCCGGAGGCGGCGCCAGCCAAGGCGGCAGCCAAGGAGGUUGUGGUGGAGACUCGGGUUGUGCUCGCAAAGCCAACAGCUGCCCUCCAGGCCCACCUGGACCACCAGGACAACCCGGUUUGCCAGGAGAUGACGGAGCUCCAGGAGACGCUGGAAAAUCUGGAUUGGCUGGAGCUGCCCAAAUCGGAGACUUUGGCGGCAAAGGAGGCUGCUUCCCAUGCCCAGCCGGACCAGCUGGCCCUCCAGGCCCAGACGGACCACCAGGACCAGCCGGAUCAAACGGUGAACCAGGACAAGCUGGCCCAGACGGACAGCCAGGAAACCCAGGAACUGAAGGACCAAGCGGAGAUGCUGGACCAGACGGACAACCAGGAGCUCCAGGACAGCCAGGAGAGAAGGGACAAGACGGUCAACGCUCCACCCCCGUGCCAGGCCCAGCCGGACCACAAGGACCAGCUGGCCCAGCCGGUCAACCAGGACAAGACGGAGGUGCUGGCCCAGCCCCACAACCCGGCCCACCAGGUCCAGCUGGACCAGCCGGUCAACCAGGACAGCCAGGUCAAGACGGUCAACCAGGUGCGCCAGGAGGUCAGGGAACUCCAGGACAUGAUGCCGCCUACUGCCCAUGCCCACCACGUGGCGGUGCUCCAGUUUCUGCUCCAGUUGCUGGUGGUCAAUCUGGUGCUGAGGAGGGCUAUGCUCCAGGCAGCCAACCUACUCCAGCCCCAGCUGCUUCAGUCCAAGUACCAGCCGCUCAACAGCAAUACCGUCGUCGUGCCGCCAAGCGCGCUCGUGCCAUGCGUCAACGUGCUCGUCAAGCUUAA